CAACAACAAAGAUUACGUCAACAACAACGUAAAAAUGAAAAUAUAUCAACAGCAGCAACAACAACAAUAACCGAUAAUAAUAAUAAUAAUCAAUCAAUAUCGAUGAAUAUUGGAAGACCAUUACCACCUGCUUAUCAUCAUCAUCAUCAUCAUCAUCAUCAACAUUGUCAACAAAAUUCAUCACAAGGUGGCGGUAUUAGUAAUACCGGUAGUAAUAAUAAUAAUAAUUUAUAUUCAAAUAUUGAAGAUGCUUAUAUGAAUGAAGCAACAUUAAUAGCUGCUGCAAUGCAAUCAUCAUCAUCAUCACCAUCAUCAUCAUCACCAACAUCACCACCGCCACCACCAAUAACAAUUGUUAAUAAUAAUUAUAAUUCAGCAAAUAGAUUUGGAUCGAAUCAAUCAUCAUCAUCUUAUUGUCCAAAUUUGGCUAUUUCAACCAAAUCGGUUACACAUCCUAAUAGUAAUAAUGGAUUAGGUCAACAUUCAAUAAUGAUUCCAAUGACAAUGGCAGCAGCAAAUAAUCAAAAUAAUAAUCAAUAUCCGCAGCAACAACAACAACGAUAUAAUCAGAUAACCGAAUCGAAAAAAAGUUGUUUUCAAACUAAAGAAAUGGAAAAAAUAUUUAUACAAUGUCAAUAUGAUAUUGAUAUGUUAUUGGCAAGAUUAGAAGAAGUACAUGAACAAAGAAUAUCAUCAACAACAACAACAACGAAUAUUAAUAAUGAUAAUAAUAAUAAAUUAUCAACAACAAACAACAUUGAUAAACCAUUAAUGAUUGGAUCAUUAACAGCAAAAGAAACAUUAAUUGUUGAAUCAAGACAUUUUGUAACAGCAUCAAAAUUAUUUGUAAAAUGUGCUACGGAUGGUUCAUUACAAUUAAUUGAUUAUUUAACUGAAUGUGUUGGUUUACUUGAACGAAUGUUUACAAUUAGUGAAGAUGUUUUAAUGGGUGAAAUACAAUCACCAGCACAAAUUACCUGUUUAGUUGAUCGUUUAAAAGAAGUUGCAGCAACAUAUGCAUAUACUGUUGAUGUUGUACGACGAUUAGUUAGCCAUCCAAAUAAUGAUAAUUUAUUAAUAAAACCAAAUAAUUUGGAUCUAUUAAUGAGUCAUGCAACUGGAUUGGCAACAAGUCUUAGUACAUUGAUGCGUACAUUACGAACAAUGAAUUAAUUUUGUAAAAAAAAUUCAGAAUUUUAAAAAUAAAAUUAAAAAUUUUA
This is a messenger RNA of Dermatophagoides pteronyssinus (European house dust mite), 1220 nucleotides long. RefSeq lists its product as uncharacterized. The record is from RefSeq and is a predicted model, not a curated record. Lineage: Eukaryota; Metazoa; Arthropoda; Arachnida; Sarcoptiformes; Pyroglyphidae.